Jatropha curcas is the source of this 1416-nucleotide messenger RNA. RefSeq lists its product as uncharacterized. Gene Ontology annotation, molecular function: ubiquitin-protein transferase activity; zinc ion binding. Gene Ontology annotation, cellular component: membrane. The record is from RefSeq and is a predicted model, not a curated record. NCBI's taxonomy places the organism in Eukaryota, Viridiplantae, Streptophyta, Magnoliopsida, Malpighiales, Euphorbiaceae. Gene Ontology annotation, biological process: protein ubiquitination.
AAAAGAAAUAUCUAUAUUUUCCUUUUUUCACUCUCUCUCUUUCUCUCUCAAUCUCUUUCUUUGAAAUUUCUAAGAAACCUGCGAUCCGCUGUUUGAAUAGCGUGAUCUUAGGUUUCUAAGACUCUAAUUCGUCUUAAAUGUUUCACCUUUUUCUGGGAUUGAUCCAUAUUUUCAAUUAGGAUUUUCUUUUGUUGAGUUCUUUCGAGGGGAUUCGUAGAGGAGCAAUUCAAUUUUGAAAAUGAGUGAUCACGUGGUGCUGUACGUGGAUCGGUUGAUCAGGCCGCCGGUGGAGGCGGAGGCUGAUCACAAACCUGUGGAGGCUGCUGCUGGGCCUUCCUGUUCUCGGCCUGAUGAGGAAACUGAUAGUGCUGGUUUGGGGAAGGAGAGGAACGAGGAGGACAACGACGAGGAUAAGCCGUUGAUUCAGGUGGCGGAGUGUCGCAUUUGCCAGGAAGAGGAUUCUGUUAACAACAUGGAGACUCCCUGUGCCUGUAGCGGCAGUCUCAAGUAUGCUCAUAGGAAGUGCGUUCAGCAUUGGUGUAAUGAGAAAGGAGAUAUCUCUUGUGAGAUUUGCCAUCAGCCUUACCAACCUGGAUAUACUGCUCCACCUCGUCCGCCUCGCACUGAAGAUACUGCAAUUGAUAUUGGUGGAGGAUGGACCAUCUCGGGCACUCCUUUGGAUCUGCGUGAUCCUCGUCUAUUGGCAAUAGCAGAAGCAGAACGCCAUUUUCUGGAGGCUGAGUAUGAUGAGUAUGCUGCUUCAAAUGCUAGUGGAGCUGCAUUUUGCCGUUCAGCUGCUCUCAUUUUGAUGGCUCUUCUCCUCUUGCGGCAUGCACUGACUGUUACAGAUGCUGAUGGAGAUGAUGACGUGUCUACAUUUUUCUCACUUUUCUUGCUACGAGCAGCUGGUUUUCUUUUGCCCUGUUACAUCAUGGCUUGGGCCAUCAGCAUCUUGCAGCGUCGAAGGCAAAGACAAGAGGCUGCAGCAUUAGCAGCAACACAAGUUGCUUUUGUGCUUCAAUCCGGACAACGUAGGGGUCUGCAGUUCACAAUAGCGUCCGGACCUCAUGUAGCUGCACACCAAGAGCCUGUUUAAUAAAGAAAAACUGAUUGAAAAGAUAAGUAGAAGAGGGUUCCCAUUUCAAUAAUGUUUUUGUUUAAACCAAAGAAGGAAAAAUUUAGUGUGUGAUGACCAAUUAAAGAAGGUCCUAGUGUUCUCAGUUGGCACGCUUGUCUGGUUUUCCCUUCCCUAAUAUGUAUAUAUGAUGCCACCUCAUGGGGAGCUUGAGAAGUUGGUUGAUACCUAACUUUGCUGUUCAAUAUGGGCAUUUGUCUUCAGUUGUGUUUGUGUAAUUUGUUUAAAUUUUUUGUUUUCUCCUCUACACCUAUGCUAAUGUUUCAAAUUUUUCUUUGGAA